AUGUUGCUGGUGAAGAAAACGAAAAACGAGCACCCCUCAGAUCGUUCACCAAAACGAAAACCAAAGAAAAUGAAAAACGAGCACCCCUCGGAUCGUUCACCAAAACGAACACCAAAGAAAAUGAAAAACGAGCACCCCACAGAUCGUUCACCAAAACGAACGCCAAAGAAAACGAAAAAAGAGCACCCAACUUCAUAG
Molecule: messenger RNA, 198 nt
Organism: Ambispora leptoticha
Lineage: Eukaryota; Fungi; Glomeromycota; Glomeromycetes; Archaeosporales; Ambisporaceae
Source: the annotation of a GenBank genome assembly